AUGAAAUGCCGGCAAGGCGGCCAACCGGCUUCUAAAUGCGAGCGAUGCGCGCGGAAGUCUCUCGACUGCGUGUUUCAGCAGCACCGUAGAGGCCGCAAGCCUGGGACAAAGAUCGCCAAGCGAAACGUGCCGGCUGCACAUUCGGCUGUGAGGAUGACGCCGGAAUACACCGGCGGCCCUCCAUCCAUUGCAGAGAGUGUGCCAGCUGAAGAGCCUGGCAACUUGCAGCCGUCGGGAGUGCUCAACCAAGAAGCAAUGCGAGGCAAGUUCUCGCUCCGCCGAAUACUCAGCACCGCGGAUGGCGAUGCUAUGGAACCGCCUGAAGCCUCUCGUCCUAGCCGACCAGAAGACCCAAUUGAGAUGGGCAUCAGCAACCUCUCCAUUGCCAAAUCCCUUUUCGAAAACUUCAUUCUUGUCCUAAAUCCAUACAUAAGCCAGCUGGAUCCCCAUCUGCACACUUUCUUCUACGUCCGCCAAAAGUCAUCCUUUCUAUUCACAGCUAUUCUUGCAAUGUCUGCAAAGACGCUCAACCCCAUUGUAUACAAUGCGCUGUAUGACCAUGCGCAAGACCUUUACACCGACAGCUUUCGGAAUGGCCUCAAGUCAACGGAGAUUGUCCAGGCCAUUCUCAUUCUCACCUAUUGGAAGCAGCCACAAGAUACGCGAGCGUGGACAUCGAUAGGAUAUGCCAUUCGCAUGUGUAUGGACAUGGGAUGGCACAAGUUGGCGCCUUACUCCGCAUCCAGUCAGGCCAUUGUGGACGAGGUAAGACGGCGCGAGAUUCGCAAUAUCGAGAGAACGUGGUAUGUGCUGUUUGUAUAUGAUCGAAGUAUCAGUCUUCAAACCGGGAGGCCGUGGAUGAUUGAGCGCAAUGAAUUCAUCGAGUCAAUCGACGCAUGGUGUAGUGAUGCCAUCGCGGACCGAAACGACGAUUUGCUUGGUGCCUUUGUCAAUUUGAGACUGAUGACCUCUUCAAUCUUUUCUCUACAUGCUCCCAGGCAUCAGCGAAAUGAAAGAGUACCAAUGGAGUAUAUGGAGACUUUGCUUUCGCUUAAGAAAGCCAGCAUCGAGAGAUGGGAGAGCCACUGGACCCAAGAGGUGGAACGGAAGCAGUCGUCAGAGGAAGGGACGUGCCACAAGUUUCUCAUCCGGUUCUAUGGUACACAUUUUCGGUUGCAGCUCUUCUCGUUGCCUCUACAAGACGUGCUGUCGUCGGAAUGCUCAGAUUCAUCCCUUCAUUUGGACAUCAUCUGGGCCGCAUUCACAGGUGCAAUGGACAUGUUGAAGCUGAUAUCGCGGCAUUCGGCGCAGCUGUAUUUUGCUCAAGACUCGAUCCACGUCAUGACCGCCUAUAGCGCAGCUUUUCUUCUUCUCCUAUCUGCCCCCGAUGAAAUAGUCCAAGAAGUUGAGUCCUCAACAGUAGAUGUCAUUCGUGAUGCCGCUCAAGCCUUCUCUCACCAGGCAUCAGCUGCAGGGACAAGUUGCGAACUGCAAGCACGAUUUCUCCAUAACAUUGCAGCAAAGCUCUCUCGGAGGAGUAGGAAGGAAAGCGCCGCAAUGCCGACAAAGAUCUCGGGAUUGAAUCGACAUGUACCCCGGGAUCAAAAGGACGCGGCGCCAGCCGAGCUUCCCUUCCUACCACCAGAAGUCAUUCCAAUCAUGCCCCCGCCUCUUGAGCAACCUCUCCCUGAGGUUUUCAUCUUUCAGCAUACUGACCUAGAUCCAUUAUUCAUGGAUGACGGCGCAUGGGCUGAUAUCUUGGCAAGUGCCGCUCUCAACACUCAAAAUGGUGUAUUAUUGGCGUGA
This is a messenger RNA of Trichoderma citrinoviride, 1806 nucleotides long. RefSeq names its product fungal-specific transcription factor domain-containing protein. The coding region runs from base 1 to 1806 and encodes 601 amino acids. Gene Ontology annotation, molecular function: transcription cis-regulatory region binding; DNA-binding transcription factor activity, RNA polymerase II-specific; zinc ion binding. The transcript is spliced from 5 exons. Gene Ontology annotation, biological process: DNA-templated transcription; regulation of DNA-templated transcription. Lineage: Eukaryota; Fungi; Ascomycota; Sordariomycetes; Hypocreales; Hypocreaceae. Gene Ontology annotation, cellular component: nucleus. The record is from RefSeq and is a predicted model, not a curated record.